ACUUUGAUAUACACAUUAUUUAAUUUUAUAUUUUAAAAAAGAAUAUUUAACACAAAUUGAGCACAAUGUCAAUUCCCGCCGCAAACGUCUCAUCUGACAGACGGCAUUUCUUCAUGUCCAGCGCACAGCUCGAGGCGCUAGAGAGAAGGGAGGAGCUCGAAAAAGACCCGCUUUGGCUGAAGAUCGGCUCGCCGCUGCGUGCCGGCGGCCGCCUCCUGAACUUCGAGCUAUACGAUGACAGCAGCGCAGUGCUUGCCCUAGGGAGCCACCAGGCCAAAGUGGCAGAUCUCAAAGCAAAAGAGUGCAAGCGAGGGCUGGUCAAGCACAGUGGACCCGUCACAUCGGUCGCAGUAAUGAACAAGUCGUAUGUGGUCGGUGGCUCGCGCAUCGCUCUUUCGGCAUCGUGGGAUAAGCUUGUUAAGGUAUGGUCGGUCGACAACCCGCAGUGCAUUCUGGCAGUGCUUACUGGGCAUGCGGACUUUGUCAAGUGCCUUGUCGCGCAUCCGACGCUGCCACUGGUGUACUCGGGAUCAGCAGACAAGUCGAUUAUUAUCUGGAAGUUGCCGGCCAACGCAAGCGACCUGGAUCUGGGGGUUCAGGGGAACCCCGUGGAGAUCUCGCCGUUCAAAAUUAUCAAGGGCCAGCACACUGGCCAGAUCUACACGCUGUGCCUGAACCCGGCUGCGGACAUACUGUACUCGGCCGGGUCGGACGCGUCUGUCCGAGCAUGGGAUGCUAUGAGCGGGGCUGCACUAAGCAUGGUUACUGGCGAUGAGACCGAGGACUGGCAGAUUCCUCGGGGUCAGCACAAGACCAACAUCUUUGACCUGAAAGCAACUGACAACGGGUUAUGGACUGCAUCGGCAGAUAACACGGCGAUCGGCUGGGAUAUCGACACGUGCAAGGCUGACUUGGUGCUGGAGCACAAGACAACCGUCACCGCUGUGCUUCCCAUCCCGCAGGUUGGCGUCGUCGUGACGGGCACGCGCGGCGGCAUUAUCUACGUGUGGAGCACAGAUAGCGGGGCGCCGGAGAUUAUUCGCGAGAUUCAUGCCCACACCGACGAUGUGUCUUGCCUAAAGGUCGCUGGCCGUGUGUUUUACUCGUCGGGGCUAGACGAGACGCUACGCGUGUGGGAUAUCAAGGACGUUGUUGCAUUCAAGGGGAGCCUUGAGUACGUGCCGGCAGAAUUGGCUGAGCUCAAGGCACAAGGCCAACAGAAGCGGACGCAAAACACCAGCAUCAUCAGCGUCCCGGCCGAAGCUGCCUUUGCUAGUGGCGGGAAGCAGUCGGUGCUAACUGAAGAGGAGGAGCGCGAGUUGGCAGAGCUCAUGUCCGAUCUGGACGAUUUGUAGUGUGAAACACCAUUGUUCCGAAUCUCAAUAAAAAAUUAGUUCUGAAUUAUACU
This is a messenger RNA of Kickxella alabastrina, 1408 nucleotides long. RefSeq names its product WD40-repeat-containing domain protein. Gene Ontology annotation, molecular function: protein binding. The record is from RefSeq and is a predicted model, not a curated record. Gene Ontology annotation, biological process: negative regulation of transcription by RNA polymerase II. Gene Ontology annotation, cellular component: nucleus; transcription repressor complex. Lineage: Eukaryota; Fungi; Kickxellomycota; Kickxellomycetes; Kickxellales; Kickxellaceae. The coding region runs from base 66 to 1355 and encodes 429 amino acids. The transcript has a single exon.